CCCCCCCUCACACAGCUGUGAGCAAUCCCACCCCGAACCUCCGCGUGCGUAAAAGUUCCGCGCAGGUUUUACGCAGAAGCGCUCGGCCGGGCAGAACGAUGGAUGAACUUCAGCUUGAUAAUGGAUUAACCCAUUAAGCAAAGAGAGAAGAAAAAGGCUCUCCAGAUGUCAUUGUGUUGGAAGAAAACACCCACGACGAGUGAGUCAGUCCCAAAGUAGCUGAAGAGGAGCGCGCCGGUGCGGACGAGGUGAUCCUUAAAAAGCUCCGUCCUGCUGCCGGGUUUAUGGGGAAGAGAGGAGCUGAGCUCGCCUCAUCCAAACCACUGACGAUCGCUGCGCCUGGCGCGCCUGCCAGACAUGGAUAACGCGCGUAAAAGCUCUUGAUGCCGGUGCGCUUUGGCACAAGAAAUUCACAAAAGAAAGCCGGCGUUUGUCCUAAAGUUGCGGGGAAACUUCUUUCAAAGCAGCACAUUCCAGACUGAGAAGCUCCUGCGCGGAGGUGGAAAAACAUGCGUCAAGGCGCAGCCAGAUUUCAGACGCUCUUCGUGCUUUGGUCGAUCCUCGUCGUCGGUGUGGGGGUAGGAUUCCCAACCAGACGCAAGAACGUUGCGCACAAAGCUAACAGUCUCAGUGGCGAUGUCCAGUUGGGACCUUUGGAGCAGCAGAACCAGGUCCAGAGUCUGGAUCCGGAGCCUCACGGCCAGCAGAGGAGGUGGCCCCACCCCCAGCACCGCUCCGUGGGCGUUCUCCCCCAGCCCCAGCCCGAGGAGGACACCAAACCCUUCGUCUUCGACAUCAACAACUUCCCCGACCUCGCCAAUGCCGACAUCAGCUUGCAGAACCCCAACAUACAGGUAACCAUCGAGGUGGUGGACGACCCCCAGAUGGAGGUGGAGAUGGACCUGGCCAAUGACAAGGACUGGCUGCCCCCCUCCUCCCCGUCCUCCACCGUAGAUUGGAUCGGCGGUCAGAAGCUCUUCUGGCCGCUCUUCUGGAGCUACACCGACUCCAGCGAGGACACCAGCAGCCGCUCCGGCGCCGAGGAGACCGAGGAGGACGACGGCGAGGACGACUACUCCUUAGACUACGGCAGCGAGGAGCCCCUACCCAGUGGGGUGGGCGGAGACUGGGACGCUCACUGGAACGAAGGCUGGGACCCGAUGCAGAGCUACUACGAGAAGGACUCGGAUGAGUGGACGCCCUGGUCUCCCUGCUCGGUGACUUGCGGACACGGUGAGAAGAAGAGGACCAAGUCCUGCGGCUACUCUUGUACUUUGACCGAAGCUUCUAAGUGUGACCUGGAUCCCUGUCCAGGUGACGUCAACGCCGUCGUAGAACCUUUUCCGUUUGAGAUGGAGAACGGCACAGAGCCGUUUGGAACAGAUGUGGACAGUUGUGAAAAGUGGCUCAAUUGCAAGAGCGACUUCCUGCAGAGAUACCUCCAUCAGGUCAUGUCCGAGCUUCCCAGCUGCCCCUGCUCCUUCCCGUUCGAAGUGGCAUACACCGUGGUCAGCGUCUACGACGAAAGCCACGGCCGGCCCUUCCGCUGGCGCGAUGCCAGCGGCCCCAAGGAGCGCCUGGAUGUUUACAAGCCUUCGGCCCGAAACUGCAUCCGCUCGGCGCUCUCCGGCGACUCGUCCACCCUGGCAGCGCAGCAGUGCUGCUAUGACGACCGCGGGCGGCUGAUCACGCGCGGGAAAGGCGCUGGCACGCCAAACUUAAUCAGCACCGAGUUUUCCCACGAGCUGCACUUCAAAGUCGACGUGCUGCCCUGGAUCCUCUGCAAAGGGGACUGGAGCCGCUUCCAUGCCGUGCGGCCUCCAAAUAACGGACUGCGUUGCCCGGAAAACCCCCACGAAGAUGUCUUCAUGAAUGAACUGGAAGAAGCCAGGGAGUACUGAGGGACCAGAGCCAAAACUGCCACUUUCCUCAGAGUCGGAGGCUCCGAUCCUAACUUGAGAAGGGACAGACUGCCUUGAUAUUCUGAAACAUAACCCCGAGCUAUUCCGCGUUGAAAAACAGAGACGUGGAGACGUUGUCCAGAUUUUAGCCCCGACUUACAGGCUUGAAAACAAGAGAGGAAAAAUAAAAAUGAAGGAAAUGUGUUUGUCCGAUUCCCUGCCACAUCUGGCGUUUCAUCAAACUGUUUAUUUUCACAGUCCGUGGCUCUUUUGGCGCCUGUAAGAAUGCCCACCUACUGCUUUCUUCUCCCUCUUCGUCAAGUUUAGAUUGAGUAAAAGAAAAAUCUCGCGUGGGAACGGAAGAUCAAAAAAAGCUGCUACAUGUUUCACUGUGAUGCACAUUUUAGUCUUCAAUCUUUCAAAAUUGUUUGGAGGAAGCUCAGUUUUAUCAGAUCUUAUCAGAUCUGGAAGAUAAAACCGCUCAAUCGGAGCAUUCUUCUCAGGGGAACAAAGCGGAUUUCCUUUUACCUCGUCCAUCUUUGGGAUGUUGUAGAAAGCGGCUGGAUUUAGGAUUCGUCCCCUCCGUCUCUUGUCAUUUCUAGGUUGCUUUUAGGAUCCCUAAUCAUAAAGUAAGGCACUUUACUCUCCCGCUAAAGUGUUAUUGUGAAGGGACGGUUCCAUGACGGUGCAUAAAGUGUCAAGAAACGCAUGUAACUUUUGUGAUUUUCUGAAACUAGUAUUACAUAUGUGAUGUUGUACAGUAUUUAUUUGUCUGUUUAUCUUUUUUUAAAAGUUUGAAUUGACACUUAACAUGGUGCACUGACGGACUGAAAAAUGAAGGCACCCAUUAACGAAAGGGAAAAUGUUGUUUUAUUGUGUUGAAUCUGUAAUGAGAAUGGAAAAUAUACAUCUAUAUAUAUAUAUAUAAAACAUUGCAUUCAUUAA
Molecule: messenger RNA, 2846 nt
Organism: Oryzias melastigma (Indian medaka)
Lineage: Eukaryota; Metazoa; Chordata; Actinopteri; Beloniformes; Adrianichthyidae
Gene: ism2b
Product: isthmin 2b
Exons: 6
Coding region: 510-1901 (463 amino acids)
Source: RefSeq, a predicted model, not a curated record